AUGGUCUAUAUUCUGCAGCUUCGACAAUAUGUUGGCACGCAAUUUACGUUCGGUCGCAAGUCGGCGUGUAAAGAGACAGACUGGUGGAAAAUUAGCCAGUACCUCGAAGAGUCAAACCAGAAGCUGGUGAGACAACGAAUCAUGUCCUGCGGUCGUCAGAAGCACUCACAAGUCCUGAGCAAGCCUCGAAUGGCAAUGACUUCGUCAAGGUUUACCUUCACAAUGUUCUCGUGUCCAGCGGGAAUCUCACCGGACGUUGCGGACCAUCAUACUUCUACCCAGGCCAGGCGUCCAGCCGAGUUACUGUACAGGCAGCCCGCGCGGAAGAGUCCUCAGAUACCGCCUCGUACUAUCGAUCCUUACACAUUAGAUGAAGUCCCACAGAGCCUGGAGUAUGCCAGACUUGGUGUAAAGUACUCGCCAGGACGAAGCGACGCGGAAGUCCAGGCGGCGAGUAAAUCCUUCGCCAUCUUCUUCCGGCGACUCGAAGGCCACGUGCUCGAUCUGGGGAUCAGCCAAGACGAAUGCGCAAAGUGGAAUAAUGAGCUCUCCACGCCAGAUUCGCCUAUGCCUGUACCAUAUGCGUUUACGACGAUAUCUCAUGAACGAUGUGGGAAGACCUUGAUCAUGCAUCUUGGCCCGUUUAAUGAAGUGCACGUAAGGGCGACGUUCGUCAAUGCUACUGGCACAAACUAUUGGGCUAUUGAAGUGACUGUCGCAGAACGAAGACCGAGACUUGAAGGAAUCCGUCAGGAACUCUGGAAAGUUCUGCAAGGCUGUGUAGCGCUAGCUCACGACAAAGGGGCAAGGGUGAUUCGUCUGGACGACUUCGUGCGGCGAACAUUCAAGAAGCUGGACAGGAAAUUGGAUUCUUUUCAGUGGUACCAUGUGUUAGACCAUGUGUAG
Molecule: messenger RNA, 906 nt
Organism: Fulvia fulva
Lineage: Eukaryota; Fungi; Ascomycota; Dothideomycetes; Mycosphaerellales; Mycosphaerellaceae
Exons: 1
Coding region: 1-906 (301 amino acids)
Source: RefSeq, a predicted model, not a curated record